AUGCCGGCGCCGGGCGGAUGUUGAUGCCGAGCGGCAGCGAUGGCGGCGGCGGGGCCCGGCGGGCCCGGGGAGCGGCAGCGCAGGGUGCAGGCACUGAGCGCGGCUCUGCGCGACCGCCUGGGUCCCUACGAGCCGCUGCUGAGCGCCGCGCAGGCUGCGCUGGUGUGGGAGCGGCCGGGCCGCAGCGCGCUGUGGUGGGCGGCAGCGCACGGCCUCUUCUGGUUUUUUGCUCUGACUUCUCUUCGCUUGCUCUUCCUGGUCUCGCUCACCCUUAUGGUAGUCGUUUGCUUAGAUCAGUGGAAGCACAAAAUCUGGCCUGAAAUUGGAGUGGCAAGACCUGGCGAGUUAGACAAUGAGAGCUGGGGAUAUGUCCACCCUCGGCUGCUUGGGGUGCCAGAGCUCUGUCACCAUCUGGCUGAAGGAUGGGUGGCUUGGACCAGCUUCUUCAGCAACCUCCUCGUUUUCAAGAGACAAAACCCUGGCAAGUUUUGCCUUCUAGCCUGUGGAGUCUUUACUUUCCUGGCUGUCCUGGGCCAGUACAUCCCUGGGCUCCUGCUCUCCUACCUGCUGUUGCUCCUCAUCCUGCUGUGGCCCCUUGCUGUGUACCACAGGCUGGGGCAGCGCAUGUACAAGAGGCUGGAGCCAGCUCUGCAGCGGCUGGAUUUCAGCGUGCGAGGCUACAUGAUCUGCAGGCAGCGGGAGAAGCAGUUGCGUCGCAGAGCCCUUCAGCAGGAGGCUGUGGAUGAUGGGAGCGACAGCGAGGAAGAGCUGGCUGCGUUCUGCCCCAAGCUGGAUGACUCCGUGGUUGCCAAGGAGUUAACCAUCUCCGACUCGGAGCACUCAGACGCGGAAGUUUCCUACACAGAGAACGGAAUCUUCAACCUCUCCCGGGGCCAGACCCCACUGACCGAGGGAUCUGAAGACCUGGAUGGGCACAGUGACCCAGAAGAAUCUUUUGCCAGGGAUCUGCCUGACUUCCCUUCCAUAAACCCAGAGGCAACUGGCUUAGACGACGAGGACGACACCAGCAUUGGGCUCCCCAGCCUGGCCUGCCGCUCACAAGCAGCAGAAGAUUCACACCUCCUGUCCGAGCAGGAGCUGGGCACACUGCCCUCCGUGCAGAGCCUCACCAACAACAUUGCAGGCUUUGUCACCAGGGGCAUGAUCCAGCUGGCACUGUCAGGAGCCCCUCAGCCAGGCUCCUCACACAGCGAGCACCCCCAGAGAGCUGUGAAGCCCUUCCUGAGAGCAGCCAGCUCGGACUUGGACACGGACGCAGAAGGAGAUGACUUUGAACUGCUGGAUCAGUCUGAGCUGAACCAGCUGGAUCCUGCUGGCUCACGUGGCCAGUAAGACUCCCAUCACCUCCCUCUGGUUUUCUGUUGUGCAUCAUGGAGGGAGCCCUGGGAGGAGAAGCCUUGCACUGUUCUCUAGAUGGUCUCCUGUGUGAGCAUGAGUGAUGUGGCAGCCAGCCUCAGGAGCACCACUGUGACUCUGUAGCCUUGCUUGGGUUUGCAAAUAAACUGCACUGGUAGCUCCUAGGGAAAGGCAUUGAUGUGAGAGCCCCACAGUCACCACUGCCCUGCACUGCCUGCCAGGAUGCUGCUUGCUCCAAAUCUCCUCACCUAAAGCACUAAAUGUGGUGUUGCAGCUCCGGAGGCCACUGCUCAGACUGAGCCAGCGUCGCCGAGGACAAUCCCAAAACCAACUUUCCAGGGCUGGUGUGUAACUGAGUGAACAGGAUAUUUUCCAUCCUUGGACUGGAUGCUGUUUUGUGUGAGACAACCAUUCCUUCUCCUGAGAUGUCCACAGAAUCCAAGUCUUCUCUCCCAGCAGUAUCUGGGUAGGAGCAGUCCUCCUGCUCCUGCUGUGGAGCCAGCAGUGUCUGACCACAGUGUUUGUAUUUACCAUGGCCUCAGCCCUGGGUUCCUGCUUUCUGGUGAUGUUUUGUAAGAGACACAGUGGCAAUAAGACACUGCUGUGAGCAGAGUCCCAAGAAGAACAUCACCUGUGGCAGCAGCUCUUGUUUUGCUUUCCUGAGAUCGUGGACUAACCCUUUGUGGAACCCCUGCACGCUCCCCCAACAUGCAUUGGGUUGGACAGUGGGGACCCAGCACUUGCCCUGGCACAGCCUCGUGGGUGGGUUUGCUGGAGGAGGGGAGGAGUGGGGCUGGUUUGCCCAGAUCUGCCCUGGCCCUGAGGGCAGGGUGGGGGGCAGCCGCUGCUUCCAGCCUGGUGUACUGAACGGGGCCGGCAGGCUGAGCCACCAGUGACCGAGCAGCUUGUGCCCACGGCGGUCACAUAAACCAACCAGCACCCGAGCGGGGAGGGAGGCACUGCCAGCCGGCCCCGGCCUCGCCCUGCUUGCCACUGCUUUGUCUAAGCCAUAGAGCUCGGUUCUGGUCACCUCUGCAGUGAAGAACGAAGCUCUUCAGGGAGCCUUU
Pogoniulus pusillus (Red-fronted tinkerbird) is the source of this 2444-nucleotide messenger RNA. RefSeq names its product reticulophagy regulator family member 3 (gene RETREG3). The coding region runs from base 40 to 1353 and encodes 437 amino acids. The transcript has 9 exons. Gene Ontology annotation, biological process: reticulophagy. Lineage: Eukaryota; Metazoa; Chordata; Aves; Piciformes; Lybiidae. The record is from RefSeq and is a predicted model, not a curated record.